AUGGUGUUUAAUUCGUUGACCGAGGCUCCUCGGAACCUCAAGGAGAGUAUUGACUGGUUGAUGGCCCUGAAGGGAACAGAUGCCAGAAAGAACUUGGAGGCCAUAGGUUAUGCUAUCUAUGACUUUCUCGCAGACAAGCCCGUUGGUUUCAUGGAAUUGCCAGCUCUCGAGAAAAUAAAAAGUGUUGCUAAAGAGUUCCUGGGGCAGGAGGAGCUUAAGGAUAGGUUCUACGUGAGUGCCCUCCUGAAACGAUACACGGAACCUAUGGGUAAAAACUUCUUGUUGCGGUUGAAGAGUCCGUGGACUACCCACCGAAGCGAUUAUAAGAACGUAGUAAAUAGAUGGGGUGUAAAACCUGGAGGUAUCGCAAAGAACAUAGCUCAGGUUGUGUCUGUUUGUGACGUGUUCCUGGAACAUAUCAAAUCCCCUGACCAGUACAAGUCUGCUUACAGUUCAGAAGCGACGUGGGAUGCAUCAUGCGCGAAAAAGCCAGAAGAUUGCGCAGUGGUCCUCGUGGGGAUUGCGCCUAUGUUGUACGCAGGUCUAUUAUUUUUGUUGGACGUGGCCAAUCCCGGACUCCUUGAAUGCUUAUUGCCUCGCAAUGAAAAAGAGUUUUUGCGAAAGGUGAUGAAAGCAUUGGGUUACGUAGAGCCGGAAUGUUGUGACUUCCUGAGUCGUUCAAAUCUCCUCCAUGCGUUGCACUAUGUGGAUAAAGAUGUAUUGGACUCCAUCUACGAUAUCGCCGGCUUCUGGGCAUUCUACGGGGUCGAUAAAACAGGGGUUCAGAGUGCUAAACAGUCUGUAGGAACCGAAGAAUCUGCAGGACCUGAAGGAGUCGCAAAAUCUGUAGAAGCUGAAGGUGUAGACGCUGCAGAAGGUAAAGGCGGUGAAGCAGCUGAACAACCUGCAGGAGUUGAAGAACCUGUGAUAGCUGAAGAACCUGUAAAAGCGGUAAAAGCAGCAAAAACUGUAAAAGCUGCGAAAAAGGCUGCAAAAAAGCUUGCCAAAAAGGCUCGACAAAAAAAGAAUCCGAUCCCGGAUCCCCAGUGA
This is a messenger RNA of Babesia ovata, 1050 nucleotides long. RefSeq lists its product as uncharacterized. The record is from RefSeq and is a predicted model, not a curated record. The coding region runs from base 1 to 1050 and encodes 349 amino acids. The transcript has a single exon. Lineage: Eukaryota; Apicomplexa; Aconoidasida; Piroplasmida; Babesiidae.